Molecule: messenger RNA, 678 nt
Organism: Vittaforma corneae ATCC 50505
Lineage: Eukaryota; Fungi; Microsporidia; Nosematidae
Exons: 1
Coding region: 1-678 (225 amino acids)
Molecular function (GO): nucleic acid binding
Source: RefSeq, a predicted model, not a curated record
AUGGAAGAGUUUGAAGGCGGAUUUCUCCAAAGUUCCCAGAAACAUGAAUACACAGGAGUAAAGACACUCAGAUGUCUCUCUAACAAGCAGAUAAAUAGUAUUAGCACAGACGAUUCAUCAUCGGUACCAAUUGUUGAUCGAUUUGAGGUUUCCAACGUGCAAGUCUGUGGAUAUGUGACAUCCUUCAAGAAGAUUUCAACAGGUUUUAUCUUUGAGGUAGAUGAUACCACAGGCAAGAUUGAGUGUGCCUUUUGGACCAACGGUUCUUUUGAGGAGCUUUCUGCGGAUCAAAUCAAGGAAGGGGCUCUCUUGAAACUGACAGGAUCUAUUAAGAUAUUUGCUAGUAAGAAGACACUGAAUGUAUCCACCAUAUGUACUGUUGACGGAAAUGCAUUGACCUACCAUCUGACCAGUUGUCUGUACCAGCACCUAUUCUUCACAAAUAAGCUUGAGAGGAAAGAUGAAAGACGACCAAGCAUAGGAUUUUCAAAGAUACAGAAUGAUAUCCUGGAGGUAUACAAGAACAACCAAGAUAGCGAGGGGCUGGACAUUGAGGUGGUGGUGGCAAUGCUACGUGACAAGUACAGUGAGAGUGAUAUUAGAAAUACCGUUGAGGGAUUGCUGAGCAACUGUCAUUUGUACUCGGUGGAUGGAACUUGUUACAAGACGACUAUUUAA